Molecule: messenger RNA, 1394 nt
Organism: Panonychus citri (citrus red mite)
Lineage: Eukaryota; Metazoa; Arthropoda; Arachnida; Trombidiformes; Tetranychidae
Exons: 2
Coding region: 1-1065 (354 amino acids)
Source: RefSeq, a predicted model, not a curated record
AUGGCAAAAAUGAAUAUCCUUUGCAAUAGACAACGAGGUUAUGCAAAUUUCCGUCGAUAUUUGUUUUCCCAAACGGUCGAGCUAAAUUAUUUAAUCGCCGAUGACCAAAGUGAUAGGUCAUCACGCCAGUGGUACUACUUUUUAUCCUUUUCCGUACUCAUUAUAACCGAGAUACGAUUGAUCCUUUUAUUGUUUCUAGAUGAAGUUUCCAAUUUAUCUUAUUAUCUUGGCGAUAUCACGCUGGUCGCUGGGGCUUUUAGGAAACAAUUGUUAUUCAUUUACAUUAGCUGGAUAUCAGCGACAUUUACUUGUAGCGUCGUUUUGUUCACGUCACAAUUUAACCCGCGAUUACAAAAAUGGGCUGUUAUUGGUGUUAUUUUCGACCAUUUGACCACUACCAGUGUUCAUCCUGUUUCUGAUUUACCAAGUUAUCUCCAUAGAUAUUUUAUCGUAGCGAGUAAGGUCACUUUUUACACUGCCGCUGUUGGUGGAUUUCUAAUCGGAUUACCUUCAUACUUCAAUUUCCCUUCAGAAUAUACUUACUACCUUCACUUUUGGACAAUAGUGACCAUGUAUGCUGGUGUACUCGUUAUUGGACAUUCGGGUAACUUUGGUCCACUUUUCGCUUUUAAAGUUUAUCUUUUCGGUCAUCAGAUAACUAACGAAAAAAAGUUUCUAACAAGACAAUUGAAAACUUUAUCGAUUUCAGAUUCUCGUAAUGCUGAAAAAUUGAAACGAUGUGAACAACAAACAAGGAGAAUCGUCGCUCAAUCAUGCAGAUCGGCUACCAGAAUAUUGAGACUUCUGAUUGACGGCUAUCAGUUUUGGUCUCGAAUAAAUCAUCCUCUUUUCAUGGCCACUUUUAACGCUCAAUCGAUUAUACUUUAUUUAGUUUUUUUUAUUGAUAUUCCUCGAUUCUUGCGAAUCGCUCUAAUUAUCUUAGGAAUCCUCAGCUGGCUCAGUGGACUAUCUUGCCACUUCAUAGCGGGAGCCUAUGGACAAAGAAAAGUUGUCCUAGAAAACACAUCAAAUCUUUUGCUUUUAAUUGCGACCUUAGGUAGAUGAACAAUUGGAACCAAGGAAUUUAUUUAUUAAUAGUACAAUUAAAUUCGCAAUCUUUUCAUAGAUUGAUUAGAUUUUCUCAUUAAACUAUCAAACUAAUUGUAAAUCUAAAUCUAAAUUGUCCAAAGUGAUCACAUUAAAGUAAUUCAUUUAAUUAUUCAACGGUAUUAAAUUGUCCACCAUCAAGCUAAUCAAAUUGGUCUUUUUCUGCUCUAUUAACAUUUGUGAAAAAUUAUCUCAUAAUCGACAAAGAUAAACAAUUAGAUUAUGACAAUUAAGAUCCAUUAACAAUUAAUCUGUCAUUAAUUUGUCUCUCUCUCUCUCUGAUUAAA